Molecule: messenger RNA, 914 nt
Organism: Tachysurus vachellii
Lineage: Eukaryota; Metazoa; Chordata; Actinopteri; Siluriformes; Bagridae
Gene: rgcc
Product: regulator of cell cycle
Exons: 5
Coding region: 122-505 (127 amino acids)
Biological process (GO): regulation of cell cycle
Source: RefSeq, a predicted model, not a curated record
UGGAGCAUACAGGGAAUAUUUAAAAGCAAAGUCGCGGUCCUCAGUCAUGAGAGAGAGAACGAACCUUUUACGAUACACACAUUCGGAAUAAUUUAGGCUUGUGCUGGGAUACGACACCGGAAUGAAGUCACCAAAGAUGAAGUGUCAGAGUAAAUGCUUCCCUGAGGGUGACGACGACCUGAACGCGGUCCUGUGCGAGUUCGACGCAGUCAUUGAGGAUUUCAAGUCGCCUUUAGAGAAGAGACAUUUCCGAUAUGACGAACACUUAAAGACCAUGAAGAGGCGGAGCAGCGCGAGCGUCAGCGACAGCGGCAUCAGCGACUCAGACAGUGCAGAGUCUCUAAACAGAAACAGCUUCAGCUUUAGCGACGAGAGGCUCAACUCUCCCGUGUUCUUGCCUUCACCAACCAGCCCUUCAGUAACAUCUCCCAAACCAAAACUUGGUGACACAAAGGAACUGGAAGAUUUCAUCGCUGACCUUGAUAAGACGUUAGCAAGCAUGUGACCUGAAAGAGCAAGCAGUCACGGCACCAACACCAUGAUGACGACAUCUCUCUGUUACAUUCGUAAACACCUACACUAUAUGGACUCAUUGCGCUUCCUCUGGAAGAAUUUGAUCUGGAAGAUUAUUUAAAUGGCUUUUUAUAGAAAUUAUUAUUUGUAAGAAUUUGUAAUAAUGUAGAGCUGGUUAAUGUAAAUUUUAUCAGUCUUUUGUGAAUAUAUAUUUUUGUAUUUUUAUGUAAAUAGUAUUUGUUUAAAAGUCUAUCCCUUUCUUAUAAGAAGCUUUUGCAUUAAAGAUAUUGCAUUAUUAAUUAAGCUUAACAGAAAUGCACACUUAAUUCAAAACUGGAAAGCAUCAUUAAGUGUACUUAAUAUGACUACCUGAAAUUAAAAUGAAAAACUGUGACUUUAAA